AUGGGCCGCUCACGUUCUCGCUCUCCUACUAGGCAUUCUUCAUCCCGACGGGAUAGGUCGACGGAGCAUGAUAGGGAGCGAGACUCUAAAAAAUCUCGGCGACAUGAUGAUUAUGACAGCGAUUCACGACGGAAACGUCACAGGAGCCGGAGUCGGGAGAAGGAGGACCGUGAGCGAGAUAGGCACCGCUCGAAAAAGACCAGAAGUCGGAGCCGAAGCAAAGAGCGUGACCGUGAUCGGAAAGAAAAAAAGCGAGACAGGUCAUCCGAGCGAGCUGCUCGCAAGGCGGAUAAACGCCGUGAAAGGGAAGAGUUGGGCGCAUCGCUCCCCACGGUUGCGGCGGAACUGAGUGCAUAUGAUGCCCUGGAUAACCCAUUCCAUGACGCCAACUUGAACCAGCAGUUCAAGUGGCACAAGAAGACCGAGAAGGAGAAAAAGGCUGGCAUUAGUGUACAAGAAUCACAACGUAGAGAGGCCACACGAAGACAGGAGGCCAAAGAAGAACUUGAACGCCUUAACAAGCGUCGCGCUGAGCGCGAGAUAGAACAACAACUUCGGGAAGAAGAGGAUGCUCGAAUGCAACGAUUGGCCGAAUCUGCUCAAAUGGCUGAAUGGAUAUCAAAAGAAGGAGACUUUCAGCUGGAGCAGGAGAGGCGUCGUGCGGGCAUUCGCCUCAAGGAGAAACGUGGCAAGGCCAUUGACUUCCUUGUUCUUAACCUCAAAUUUGCUACGGAUGCUAGUGGGGAUGUAGACGACGGUCUGGGUUUAGAUGACAUUGGGCUUGAGAUUGAUUUUGAUGAGCCGUAUGCAAUCUUUGAGAAUUUGUCGUUGGAGCAAACGGAGGAAUUACAUGACGAUAUCCAAAAAUACUUGUCGCUUGAACAGUCUCAGACCAAUAUUGAUUUCUGGACGAAUAUGAUGGUGGUGUGCAAGGAUCGUUUGGAUCAACUUCAUUCCAAUACGAUGGGAAAUAACAACAGUGUUGAAUCGGAUAUUUCCUCUCUCUUGUCCGGAAAGACAUACGACCAACUCUCCCAAUUGCAACGACAAAUCCAAACUAAGCUUUCCAGUGGAGAACCCAUUGAUGUUGACUAUUGGGAGGGUCUUCUCAAGAGUUUGUUGGUCUGGAAAGCAAAGGCUAAACUCAAAUCAUUGCACGAGGCUGUCGUCCGGAAUCGGUUGGAACAGCUUCGCAGGAGACAGCGAGACGAGGCAUUCCAAGCUCAAUCCGAACUCCUUGCUGCUGCUACAUCACGCAACAGGGCCUUUGGUGGCGACAUGCAUGCAGAUGCUGGAAAAGACACUGAAGAACCUGCAGUUAAGGAACAAGAGGAUAUUGAGCCGUAUGAACGUGGAAUGAGUCCCGAGCUCAUUGAUAUUAGUAAACUUCCGUACGAAGAACGGCAGGUUGACAUUAUUGAUAUUGUGGAAGAUUUGGCCCAAUUGUUUACCAAAAGACGCGCCAUCACAUCCACCUUGUUUGUACCUAAAGCAUCCAAGCCAGAGGUCGUUGUCACUGAAGGAGUUGUUGUUGACACCGGCGCAUCAUCUGCCGCUGACAUCGAGUCGGAGGCUUUGUACCGCGCCGAGGCCGAGAAGAACAUGGAUGAAGAAGAGGAACUCUACAAUCUAGAGGAGCUGAUCGUGAACCCAACUACCUAUACAUGGGAAGACAAAUAUCGACCUCGCAAACCGCGUUACUUCAAUCGUAUACACACAGGUUACGAAUGGAACAAAUACAAUCAGACCCAUUACGAUACCGAUAACCCUCCACCCAAGGUUGUUCAGGGCUAUAAAUUCAAUAUUUUCUACCCGGACCUCAUCGACAAAAGCAAAGCACCUACUUACAAGAUUGUCAAAGAACCUGGAAACGAGGAUACAGUGCUCCUUCAUUUCACUGCCGGUCCACCUUACGAAGAUAUCGCCUUCCGAGUCGUCAACCGUGAAUGGGAAUAUUCUCACAAAAGAGGAUUCCGCAGUAGUUUUGACAGAGGUUGCUUGUCACUUUGGUUCAAUUUCAGGCGCAACUACUACCGCAAAUAG
Rhizoctonia solani is the source of this 2043-nucleotide messenger RNA. RefSeq names its product Cactin. Gene Ontology annotation, molecular function: protein binding. NCBI's taxonomy places the organism in Eukaryota, Fungi, Basidiomycota, Agaricomycetes, Cantharellales, Ceratobasidiaceae. The record is from RefSeq and is a predicted model, not a curated record. The transcript is spliced from 10 exons. The coding region runs from base 1 to 2043 and encodes 680 amino acids. Gene Ontology annotation, biological process: mRNA cis splicing, via spliceosome. Gene Ontology annotation, cellular component: spliceosomal complex; cytoplasm.